Molecule: messenger RNA, 756 nt
Organism: Olea europaea var. sylvestris
Lineage: Eukaryota; Viridiplantae; Streptophyta; Magnoliopsida; Lamiales; Oleaceae
Exons: 1
Coding region: 1-756 (251 amino acids)
Source: RefSeq, a predicted model, not a curated record
AUGUCUGUCGUAGAUAUAUCUGUUUCUAAGUAUUCUGAAAAACCUGAGUCGUUUGAUGGAAAGAAUUUUAAGAGAUGGCAAACGAAACUGCAAUUUUAUUUGACAACUCUUAAAGUCAUUCAUGCUAUUGAAUCAGAUAAAUCCAUUUUUGUAAUUGCUGAUAAUCCUACUGAUAAGGAAAUAGAUGAAUUAGUUAAUUGGGAACAUAAGGAUUAUAUGUGCAGGAAUUAUAUUCUGAAUUGUUUGACGUUAGAUUUAUAUGAUGUUUACUUAUCGUGUAAAUCUACAAAAGAAUUAUGGAAUUCCUUAGAAAAGAAAUAUGUUACAAAAGAUGCUAGAACCAAGAAAUUUGUUGUGAGAAAGUUUCUAGAUUUUAAAAUGAAUGACGGUAGAACUGUGGUUAGUCAAGUUGAAGAAUUGCAGAUUAUAAUUCAUGAAAUUAUUGCAGAAGGAUAUAAAAUCUAUGAGGGCUUUCAAGUGUUAGCUAUAAUUGAAAAAUUGCCACCUUCUUGGAAAGCAUAUAAAAAUGGUUUGAAGCAUAAGAGAAAAAAAAAACCCUUAGAGGAUCUGAUUAUCAGGAUUAAAAUUGAGGAGGACAAUAGAAUGACUGAACGUAGAGAAAGACCAGAUUUUGAUACCAAGGCUAAUCUUAUUAAAGGAAGUUUUGUAGUAAAAAACCAGUUGGAAAUUUUACAAAGGGUCAAAAAAAAUUUUGGUAAAAUUUUAGAGUCAGAAACAAGGGAAAACAAUUUGUAG